GCAAAAAACUUCAGGCUGUCGUGCCAGUUUAGCGAGGAUUAAAGUGAAGGGACCUGGAGGAGGAUGCUAUAGACAGAAACUCAGCGCGGUGGACGUUCAUUUUGGAUUUAGCAGUCAAACUUUGACGUAACUCUUCCCCGGAUAAUCAGAAAUAGGCUGGAGUACCAUCAUCAUGGAAAUAUAUCAUAAGGAAAAAUAGGGAUACCCUCAACUUGGACUUAGAGGUAGUGUGGGAAGGUUGGGCAAACAUUCACAGCAAGUUGUGAGCAGGAUUGACGGUUUUCCAGAUGUCCCUGCUGAUGCAGACAGCGGCUGUCUAAUGAAACACAUUCACACCCCAGAGGGAAAAAAGUAGCAUUUUUCUUUAUUUCCUGCAACUCUGGAUUUUUGGGAAUAAGUAUAUGACUUUAACUUUGGGGGUUUUCAGCCAGCACUCCCAGUAGAAUAACGAAGUUUUUAACUCUAUGCUGGAAAUAACGACUCGUCGACGCUUCUGGAUAUGGACGGACGCCGAGGAGACAAAAUAAGAAGCAGUUUUAUUAAAUAAAUGUCAGACGUUAUCAUGAAAAUGUUAUUUGGGUGAAGUCGUCGGAAACUCGCAAGGGAAGCCCCAAUGAGUGGCACACAGUCAACUCUCACUGACAGGACCCCAAGCAUUCUCAACAAAGACCCCACAGACAAGAAACCCAAGAAUGAGAAAUCCUCUGUCUCCCUCAAACAUGAGUUUGACCCUACAGGUCUUGUCCAGCGGUGUGUAAUAAUCCAGAGGGAUGAAAAUGGCUUUGGGCUGACCGUAAGUGGAGACAACCCUGUGUUUGUGCAGCUGGUGAAAGAAGAUGGAGCUGCAAUGCGAGCUGGUGUUCAGACAGGAGACAGGAUCAUUAAGGUUAAUGGGACCUUAGUCACACAUUCUAACCACAUAGAGGUUGUAAAGCUGAUAAAAUCGGGUUCCUAUGUAGCCCUGACGGUGCUGGGGAGGCCUCCAGGGCUCCCUCACAUCCCCCUGGAGGAGGAUGAUGAGGAGGAAAACAAGGAGGAAGGGGCAGAGGUCAGCCCACCCUCCUCUCUCUCAGCGCCUCACUCACCUGCACUGCAAAGUGGGGAGCAAUGCAGCCUGCAGGAGCACAGCACCUCCUCCAUGCCUGAUAGGGAUGAGAACAAAACCAUAAACAGCCAGAAGGCUGACGUCCUGCAAAAGAUGCUAAUCAAGGAGCAACAGGACCUACAGGCAAAGGAGGAGGAGUACAGCAGAAGCCCUCGGCCUAAACUACUGAAGGAGGUCCAAGAGGCCAAGAAGCACAUUUCACUGCUGCAGGAGCAGCUCAGCAAAGCAAAAGCAACAGCACAGGACGGAGCCACAGGGUCCAGGAAUGGUGAGGCCGAGGAGGGGGACGGCAGGCCUCCUCUGAAGGAACAGACCUCGUCCACACGUGGUGACAGCGUUAACGACGGGCCUUCGACCAACAAUAACUCUGUGCACAGCAGCCCCCUCACAGAUGGUCCUGGCAAAAGAGAGACACCCUGUCAGAGCCCGGACAUCAGCCAGCGAGACGGCCUCAACUUCUGCCCAUCGCCUGACGCUGAGGACACCCCUGACACAGACUCCAGUGCUCAGUGCAUUGUGGGUGGACCUCCCUACCUCCUCAACCCUCAGAUCAUUGGAGCAGAAGAUGACUACUUUGAUUCUCAGCAAGAGCAGAUUAAUGGACUGUGUAGCUGUUUCCAGAGUAUAGACUCGCUGAAAUCUCGGCCAGCUCACCUCGCAGUCUUCCUCCAUCAUGUUGUCUCACAGUUUGACCCUGCUCCUUUGCUCUGUUAUCUCUACGCUGACAUGCACAAGCAAACCAGCUCCAAAGAAAGCAGACGCUUCUUCAUGGAAUUCCACUCUCUCUUUAUGGAUCGAGCAGCAAAUCUUAAAGUACCAGUGCCAGAGGCAGUUGCAGCUGAAUUGGAGAAGCGGAGGCUGGAGUUAAUCCCAGAGGAGCUCUGCAAACAGUACACUCAGGUCUUACAGGACACACUCCUACCAGACCUGCACAAGAACCUGGAGGACUUUAGACAGAAGCGCAGCAUGGGCCUGACUCUGGCCGAAGACGAAUUGUCCAAGCUGGACUCAGAAGGGGGAAAAGACCAACAGGCCCUGGAGAAGGAAUGCUCCUGUGCUGAACACAUCCUCUCCAAGAUAGAGGAUAUCCUGUUGACGUCACAGCCCACAGAGGAGGAGAAGUGCCAAACAAUGCAGUAUGUAAUCCUCACCUAUAUGAAGCACCUUGGAGUGAAAGCGAAGGAGCCCCGUGGCCUUGAACAUAAACGAGCGCGCAUCAACUUCCUGCCCAAAAUUAAGAAGAGUAUCAAGCCUGAGAAGGAGGGAGAGGAGAAAGUGAAAAAACCUCGGUUUCCCAGCAUCCUCGGCCCGCCUCGGCGUCUAAGCAGAGUGGACUCCACAUCAGUUGGUAAGGCCGUAGAGCUGAACAAGCAGCGCUCACCAAAGCAGCUCUCUCAGCCUGCCAUCAGCAUCCCUGAGCAGUGUGACUCCUCCGCCGCAAACUCUGGACGGAGCCGUGGAAAUCAGCUCAGUGAGGGAUCAGACGCAGGCACACAGUCUUUGCCCUCCACCACCACCUCCCCGACACUCAGCUCGCCCACUGGUCAGGCGUCAGAUACCAGCGGACAAGACUCCGACUCCAAUUUGUCUCCAUUCUGCAUCCAGCCCAGACCGGGCGAGGGCCUGCAGUCUGGUGACCACCAGGAUGGCGUCUGUAGUCCAACCAGCACUCAGUUUGACUUCAGCCCCUCCAACCUGGAGCAGUUACACGAGGAAGACCAGGAGACUUUCAGGAUGGAGGUGCAGUGUGCGGUGAAUUCAGCCGACAUCCAGAGUGAAGACGACCAGGGAGGCGAGGUGGAGUGUGAGGAGGACCCUCUGACCUGGCAGAGCCUGGUCAGCCAAGGCGUCUUGGCGAGCUUAACGCCACAGGAGAUCAAAAGGCAGGAAGUCAUCAAUGAGCUGUUCUACACUGAGCGAGCUCAUCUGCGGAUGCUGAAGGUGCUGGACUCUGUUUUCUACCAGAGAUUGAACAGAGACGGUAUUCUCCCACCAGAGGACAUCAAGCACAUCUUCACGAAUCUGGAGGAAAUCAUUCAGCUGCAUAUUUCUGUAACAGAACAAAUGACAGCAAUCAGGAAGAGGAGUGAGACGUCGGUGAUCGGUCAGAUCGCAGAUGAUCUCCUGGCGUGGUUCAGCGGGGAGGAGGAAGAGAAGAUAAUAAGAGCGGUGGGAACUUUCUGUAGCAACCAGCCGUCUGCACUGGAGCUCAUCAAGAGCAGGAAGAAGAAAGACCAGCGGUUCACUUUAUUUAUGCAGGAAGCUGAGAGCAACCGUCUUUGUCGCAGGCUGCAGCUUAAAGACAUCAUUCCUGUAGAAAUGCAGAGAGUCACCAAGUACCCGCUCCUGCUGGACAAUAUCGCCAAGUACACAGAGGAUGGCGAGGAGCGGGAAAAGGUGAAGAGAGCCGGGGAAUGUUGCAAAAAGAUCCUCAACCAUGUCAACCAGGCUGUCAAAGAGGCUGAAAACAAACAGAGGCUGGAGGAGUAUCAGAGAAGGUUAGACCUCUCGUCACUCAAACAGAGUGAAAACCCAAUGAUCCUGGAGCUGAGGAGUCUUGACCUGACCAAGAGGAAGAUGGUGCAUGAGGGACCUCUUUCCUGGAGUAUAAAAAAGUGUUGUUUUUCAGAGCUGUACACGAUCCUCCUGGAGGACAUCCUGGUUUUACUGCAGAAACAGGACGAGCGUCUAGUCCUCAAAUUCCACGGCAAGAAUCCAGCCACGGCCGCUGACAACAAGCACAUCUUCAGCCCCGUCAUCAAACUCAACACUGUCCUGGUUCGUCCAGUAGCAACUGACAACAAGUCUUUCUUCGUGCUGUCUAUGUCUGAAAACGGGGCUCAGAUCUACGAGCUGAUGGCUCAGACGGUGUCCGAUCAGAGAGCGUGGCAGUGUCUGAUCACACAGUGUGCUGACGCCAUGAAGGCCAAACCUCACAGCAGAGACCGACCUCCAGCUCAGUCUGAUGCUGAGCGGGACGCUAUUGAGAUCAUCAAAAGUGGGAUGCCUAAGGCGAAUAAAGAUCCUGACGGCACAUCAGGUGGAAACAUCCAUUCUUCAGAUAAAGACGCCACCUCUUCUCCAGACAUUCAAGUGCCACAGAGUCUCAAUCCGUUUGAUGGCAUGAAAUCAGAAGAUGAGGAAGAGGAGCUGGUCGGGGCAGACAGACGGGAUGAAGAGGAGGAGGAUGAAGAGGUGGAUGAAGCAGAGCUAGAGGCUUUCCUGGACGGGCAGCUGGCAGAUGGACUUCCCUUCCUGCGGGAAGAGUUUCAUCAGGGCAUCACUGUUGAAAACCAAGAACACGAUGCAUUCAGGACACCCUCCUCCAAAGGCGAAGAAGCUCUCAGGACAUUGGCGAUGCUGAAGCAGGCUCUGUUCAACCACAUGAUAAACAGAGAGGCAGAAGAGGAGACACAGGAGAGCAGACAGAGUGGGGCCCCUGGGCGUCAGCUGAGUGCCCCUUUGCCGGGGAGCCCAGAGGGGCCCUCUGAGAGCCGAGCGUCUGAGAGUUCGCAAAAAGAAAACCCUCCGCUCCCCUCAGAGCUGUCUGAGACGACUGAACGCAACGGUGGUUUUGUGGUGCUAGAUUUUGGGGGAGAGGAGAGUUGCACUGAUGAUGACGGGGGAGUUGGAGGUGACGUGGGCAUUGACAUGAGCAAACUGCUGUCCUCCUCCUCACAGGCAGGGGGCGGCGGCGGCCCCAACCUCAGCAGGCAGCUCAUGACUCACCUGCGCCUCCUACAGGCCGACCUGCAGUAUCUGAAGGAGGUGGAGAUGAAGUACAACGAGCUGCGACGGGCACACAGCGACACAGCUACUGACUCCGAAGACAAUAACGAUGGGAUUCAGUGAUGAAAGACUUCCUUCUCUCUCGGUUGUGUGAGUUUUAUGCCACUCCGUGAUUACUUUCCUCUGGAUGAACCUUGGACUAUUCAUCACUGGUGUCGCCCAAUAAUGGAGGCUCGGUGUCUGAUCUCCCACUUCAGGUGUGAAUCAGUGGAAGACAUUUAUGUUUCACUAUAAACUCAAAAUCCUUCUGAGGAGAGACUCUGUGGAAUUACCUGAGGACAAUUCAGCCACUUUUUGCUAUAAUAGUAAUAAUCAACUGCAUAAGUUAUCUAAACACUGGAGAUAUGAGAUGAAGAAAGGGCAAAGUCAGGUGUGUGAAGUCAUACAGGUGUGCAUCAGAGAUUAAGAGACAUUAAGAAAUUAAACGAGACGAUGAAGACUGCGGCAUGAUUGAUCCUCAGAGGAUCAAGAAGGUGGAAGGUUUUUUUUUCAGGACUCACUGCUGUAAGCUUGAUAUAAAAGUCUGCAAUAAGAAAAAAGAGACAGCUUUUACUGUACAUAUUCAGCCACAUGCUUAAAGAUAGACUUCCUUUCUUGUAACAGCACUGAAAAGCAACUUUUUAAAUGCCAAAAUUUACUCUCACCACUGUUUUAAUUAGAAAACAUUCACACAAAUUGUAAAAGACUCUGUAACAUCCAUUCCUAUCGUCCCCAACUGUCUCCAAAAUAUUUUUUGGUGUAUGUUGUUAGUUUGGCUUAGCACAAAGCUGGAACUGAGGAGCCUUAAUAUAUUCCUCUUAAUUUCACCAGUUAACACAUUCUGCUUUGUUUGUUUUAUCCGAACACAAACAGAAAUUUAAAAAUUAAAGUUUAUGGUGUUUGGAGGUUUACUUGCUGGAACUAUUUUUUGACCGCACAACAGCUGACUGUGUGCAGUUUCCAGGAGUUUCGCUGUUACCAGGCAGGUUUGGUACCAUUAAGCAUUUGCUUUGGCCACAGCUGCGCUAAACCUUUCAUACAGCAACCUGUGCUAUAGCUGGAGAUGAUGGAUACUUACUUCCAGUCUUUGUGCUAAGCUAGGCUAACGAUGUCUACAUCUUCUCGCCUAACUCUCCGAAAGAUAGCAGAAGAAUAUUUCUCAAAAUGUCUAAUUUGUCAGGUAUUUUUUUCAGUAGUUAUAAGAGACUUUUGCAUGCAAUAUCUUAUUUCGGCUUCAAGUUGAUGAACUGACUGUCUCUUAUUUUGGAGACUGGCAAUGCGUUUCAAAUGAAAAAUUGUCAAAAUUUGCAAAACUUUAUUCUUUGACUGUUCCAGUAGAGUUCGUUUACUGGUUGACUUCGUCGUUUGAAUGUCGGAGCAAAUAGCAUAAAAAUAAAAAGCUGUUUAGCAGAUGACUUUAAAAUUUCCUAAAGCACUUCAGUGUGGCAUCAUAUGGCACACAAAGAUCCAGAUCACUGCCUGUUCACCGAAUUCAUCGUGACAUAAAAAAAAAAACGUUACAGAAAGGUGAACUAGACUGAGAUUGAGCUCAAACCAGAACCUCUUUGACUUUUUCGUGUUUUAAAGAAUCAGUGUUGUUCAAAUGCAGUUUGGCAGCGUGCAGGAUUGGUGCAGAUUUGGCAAAUACUUCUUUGUUUUAUCUGGAGUACUUGGCAGGUAGUACAGCAGAAAACUGCAGCUACAAAAAUGCUUUUACACAGUGUGAAACUGCAGGUUGUUUUUGCUGGAGCACAAAAUGCAUCAAGUAGAUACUGCAAGCUUUAAGGAGCUUGUGCUCAUGUGGAUUUAUUAUAUCUAACUUUGUUUUAGAGUUUAUUUUCAAUUUGUUUAUAUGUCACUGUUUUUUGUUUGUUUUUCAGUUUUUCAACAAACACUUAACAGUACUUUAAUCUUUAUUCCCUUUAAGUAUUUAGAGGAGGUUUUUUUUCUCUGGGUUCAUUAGGCUACUCAAAAAAAAAGCCAUCAUGAGCUUGAAACACCCGUUUCACCUUUUAGGUACAAAUAUUCACUCAUCAAACGUCUGCACUUCACUUUAAUAGUUAGACUGAAAAAGACUCAACUAUUUUCUCGCCACACGACUGCACAGAUCAUGGCUUUGAUUUCUGGAGAAAGUAUAUGAAAAAAAUUAAAUGGAUAAAAAAACUGAAAAGAAUAUAUAGUCACACAAAGAUUGUUAUGGUCUGUUUAAAAGGAAUAUAAUGUAUAAUUACAACUGUAUAUCGAAGGUUUUUGUGUGUUUUUUUUUCACCAGGCAAUCAUGUAAUGUUUUAACACAAACUACUUAAAAAGAGGGUAAAGUUUCCACGCAGCAUUAGUCUGUUUUAUAAAUGUUCUAUUCAAAAUGUUCUAUUUUUAUUUUAUUGUCAUUAACCCUGUUAUUAACAUGUUUGUUGCCAACACAAACAGCUCCUUUCAGCGAGGAGAUUGAAAAGUGAUCUGUUGUUAAAAAUGAAGGGAAAGAAAAAAAUGUCAUUUCAUGUUUA
Molecule: messenger RNA, 7377 nt
Organism: Plectropomus leopardus (leopard coralgrouper)
Lineage: Eukaryota; Metazoa; Chordata; Actinopteri; Perciformes; Serranidae
Source: RefSeq, a predicted model, not a curated record